GAGCUUUCUCCUAUGAUGACCCAUGCCAAUGCAAUUGUCUUCAAUACUGAUGGUGGAUAUUAAAGAGUCUGAGUAGCUGCAGAACAAACCUUAUGGCGGAGGUUGAUGCAAAGUUUCAGUGCCCUGUGUGUCAAGAAGUUCUCAAGAAGCCGGUGACAAUCAAUGGAUGUGCUCACAAAUUCUGUUACAAGUGUCUGCUGAGAAUGUCCAAAUCAGCGGAGGAGGGUUCUGUACAGUGUCCCGUGUGUCGACAGUCCUUCAGACUGGAGUGUGACCUCACUGCAGACAGAGCUCUAGAGAGAGAGAUAGCUACCGUGGUAACCACCUGUGAGGCCUGUCAUAAACAGUUGGCAUUACAAGAGUUGGAUGCUCACACUAUCAACUGCUCCAAAAGAAAGCCUACUCUCCAGUUCAGACCCAUAGCAGACACUAGUCAAGAAGUCAACCCUCCUCAAAACAGAAGCACCUUCAAGUGUCCCCUCUGUCCUCAAAGCCACAUGGACUGCAAGGAGCUGGUAGAUCAUGUGAACCAUUACCAUGCCAACUCUACUGAAUCAGUGGUGUGCCCUGUGUGUGCAUCUAUGCCCUGGGGCUCUUCUGACCAACACAGCCAAAACUUCCUCCAGCACUUAAACCUCAGACAUCGCUUUGAAUAUGAGACUUACGUUGAGUACGGUCAAGACGACGAUGCAGCUUUCGAAGCAGCUGUUCAAGCUUCUCUGGAAUACAAUUAAAAAACUAUAUUGGUCGAUGUUGGCUCACCAUUGUCAAUGUAUACGAGUUCAAAGUGUUGUGUUUGUGUAUACAUGUAUAUAAUUAUAAUUGUGUAUGAAUCAGUUUAAGAUAA
Messenger RNA from Halichondria panicea, 847 nucleotides. RefSeq names its product E3 ubiquitin-protein ligase RNF166-like. Gene Ontology annotation, biological process: protein polyubiquitination; ubiquitin-dependent protein catabolic process. Gene Ontology annotation, molecular function: ubiquitin protein ligase activity. Bases 93 to 734 code for a protein of 213 amino acids. The record is from RefSeq and is a predicted model, not a curated record. The transcript is spliced from 6 exons. NCBI's taxonomy places the organism in Eukaryota, Metazoa, Porifera, Demospongiae, Suberitida, Halichondriidae.